Molecule: messenger RNA, 266 nt
Organism: Nannochloropsis gaditana CCMP526
Exons: 2
Coding region: 23-235 (70 amino acids)
Source: RefSeq, a predicted model, not a curated record
GGACGAAUACAGGUGCUCCAACAUGACUCGCAUAUUCAUGGUAACAAUAAGUCUGGUCCUAUUCCUUCUCGGCUCCCUCUUUCUUGUCAUGCUGAUGUACGAUUUGGACGUUCUUAAACCCUCGCCACGGCCCUCAGAGAGACUUUACUCUGAGGAUGGUGAAGUCCACUUCGUACCAACACCUUCCGGAUUCAUUUGUCGUACAUUGGGACGAGAGUCUAUCAUCGGGACCUGAGACAAGAGGGGUUCAUGAAGUAAUAGAGCGG